Molecule: messenger RNA, 567 nt
Organism: Aspergillus niger
Lineage: Eukaryota; Fungi; Ascomycota; Eurotiomycetes; Eurotiales; Aspergillaceae
Exons: 2
Coding region: 1-567 (188 amino acids)
Source: RefSeq, a predicted model, not a curated record
AUGUCUCUUAAGCGCAAGGCCUCGGUUCCCAGUCUCACAUCAUCCAAUCCUGCUCCUGUGUUGUCCCGACCAUCAUUUGUGGCAGAUGAUUCUCCCAAGCACCUCCACAGUCGCACCCGCAAGCGCUUCAGGAACGAUCGCCCGGAUGACGAAGUAGUCUAUGAAAACACAAUGCGAUGGCUUUUUACGGCUCAACAACAACAACAACACCAAGCUCCCACUCCUUCCAUAGACGAGGACGAGGCAACUGAGCCAGAACCUGUACCAUCGUCCGAAAUUGUCGACCCUCGCCAACAGACAUUGCUCAAAUUCUUCCGACCUUCCCAAUCCACACCCUCCCACAUCCGCAUGAACAAGCUGGAUCAACAAUCGAACCAUGUCAUACCACUCCAGACAACCACCUUUCAAUCGCCCAACUUCAAUUUGUCCUCGCCAGUUACUUCGACUGGCUGGAGUACAAGUAGCCCACCUUCGCAGCUCACGGGCAGUGAUAUGGACAUGGACUCGAUAACCAACGAGUCAGUCCAAGAACCUCGGAGACCACCCGGAGGGUGUGGUUGGGCAUGA